AUGGCCGCCACCAACUCAAAACCCCUCUUCACAGUUCCCAUCCCACCCCUGGGCGCCCACCCGGGCGGCGCCAUCGUAGCCACGGAGCCCGCGCCGGCCGUGUACCUGCUCACCAUCACCUCGCCGCCCGACAACCGGCUGACGACGGCGUCAUGCACGGCCCUGCUCGACGCGCUCGACCUGAUCGAGUUCGGCGGCUACACCCCCGGCGUGGUGGUCACGACCAGCGGCAUCGCCAAGUUCUACUCGAACGGGCUCGACCUCGAGCACGCCGUGGCCACGGACGGGUUCAUGCCGCGGGUGCUGUAUAGGUUGUUUCACCGCUUUCUCACAUACCCCAUGCCAACAAUAGCCCUCCUCCCGGGCCACGCCUUCGCGGCCGGUCUCAUGCUGGCCAUGCACCACGACUACCGGGUCAUGAACCCGACGCGCGGCUUCGCGUGCGUCAACGAGCUCGAGUUCGGCGUGCCGCUCAAGGCGGCCAUGAGCAGCAUCUUCCGGCUGAAGCUGGCACCGCAGGCGUACCGGCAGCUGGUGCUGGAGGCGCACCGGUUCGGCGGCGCCGCGGCGGUCGACGUGGGCAUCGCGGACCGCGUGGGCGGCCUCGAGGCCGUGCUGGCGCUGGUGGCGGAAAAGAAGCUGGCGGGCAAGGCCAAGACGGGCAUCUACGGCCUGCUGAAGGCCGAGAUGUACCGCGAGAGUGUGGCGCUGCUGAGCGCCGAGGGGCAUGCGGCCGAGGAGGCGAGGGAGAGGCGCUUGGCGGAGAGCGAGGGGGAGAGGCGGGCCGCAGGGGAGAGGAGGGUGAGGGAAUUGAGAGAGAAGGCGAAGCUGUAG
This is a messenger RNA of Chaetomium strumarium, 834 nucleotides long. Its product is annotated as ClpP/crotonase-like domain-containing protein. NCBI's taxonomy places the organism in Eukaryota, Fungi, Ascomycota, Sordariomycetes, Sordariales, Chaetomiaceae. Gene Ontology annotation, cellular component: peroxisome. The record is from RefSeq and is a predicted model, not a curated record. The coding region runs from base 1 to 834 and encodes 277 amino acids. Gene Ontology annotation, molecular function: delta(3)-delta(2)-enoyl-CoA isomerase activity. Gene Ontology annotation, biological process: fatty acid beta-oxidation. The transcript has 2 exons.